AUGCCUUAUAAACUAAACAAUAUCGUUGCUUCCAUUCUAUCAGUACUACUAAUUCCAAUCAAUACUGCGUACCAACAAUUAAGUGAUACAUCAAUCGUCAGUGAAAUUCAGCCGAAAGAUUUUACUAUUAAAACAGUAACAAGUGUACCAUUAUUACGUCUAGUUGACUAUCUAUCAAAUCAAACACAAACCAAAGAAAUGAAAGUCAGAAACUUCUCAAUAUCAUCAGAUUCUUUAUACACUCAUAUAUAUUUUGCUUGGAAAGAAGCCAAUCAAUAUAUGUCUCCUAUUGCUUUGAGAAAUAAUGGUAAAAUUGAUGAGAUUGUUGGUGCUAAUCUUGUUCUACCUGUUAAUAUUUUAAAAGAUAUGUAUGCACCUGGAUUAAUAUCAGAUAUAUUAGAUUUUGCAAUUAAUUGUUAUACAUGGGCUAAGCCAAUAGGCAAUCAAAAAUCUUUCUCUAGUCCUACAGGAUACAUUUCUAUUUUAAGAGGAGCUGACAACGCAAAAAUUAAUCAAGAAUUAAUUAAAGAAACCACAAAAUAUUUUUUAAUUUCUUCUCAAACUGAUGCAUAUCAUUUUGUUUGGGAAAAUUCUUCACCAGAACAAGCAAAAUUCAUGGCAUCUUUAAAGUAUACUCAAAUUAUUUGCGGUGAUAAACAAACUAAAACAAACCCAUGUAACUGGGAACAACUUGGUAUGGAUAAAUCAUUUGCUAAACAACAAUGUCUUUAUAGAACAAUUAACAGUGAUUGA
This is a messenger RNA of Schistosoma intercalatum, 753 nucleotides long. NCBI's taxonomy places the organism in Eukaryota, Metazoa, Platyhelminthes, Trematoda, Strigeidida, Schistosomatidae. The record is from the annotation of a GenBank genome assembly.